Messenger RNA from Cuscuta europaea, 2812 nucleotides. NCBI's taxonomy places the organism in Eukaryota, Viridiplantae, Streptophyta, Magnoliopsida, Solanales, Convolvulaceae. The record is from the annotation of a GenBank genome assembly.
UUAAUAAGGAGGUUCAUGUUGUACGAAGUGAUAAUGGAAAAGAGUUCAUUGCACUGAAAAAAUAUUUUAAUGAUUAUGGAAUAAUUUUUCAAUCCACCUGUGUGUAUACACCGCAACAGAAUGGGCGUGUUGAAUGAAAGCACCGGCAUAUUCUGGAAGUUGCUAGGGCAUUACGUUUUCAUGCUAAUUUGCCUAUUCAUUUUUGGGGGGAAUGUGUGUUGGCAGCGGCGUAUUUGAUUAAUAGGUUACCUAGUCGCCUUUUGCAUCACAAAAGCCCUUAUGAAAUCUUGUACAACAAAAUUCCGUGUUAUAAUAAUCUCCGCGUGUUUGGAUGUUUAUGCUACGCUCAUGAUAAAAAUACACUUGGUGAUAAAUUUGCACCGCGUGGUGUUAAGUGUGUUUUUCUUGGGUACUCCUAUUCUCAAAAGGGAUGGAAAGUUUUUGAUCUUGAAAAUCAGAAGCACUUUGUAUCCAGAGAUGUUCGGUUCUUCGAGGCUCAAUUUCCGUUUGGGUCUGAAAAACCAUGCUGCGUGGCUGACUUGGACGACCAUCCAGAAGGUGUUGACUCUCACCACACUCAAGAAUGGGCUCGGCUGACAGAAGAUAAGGACACCCAUGAUGAUGAUGUUAGGGCCAUGACACCAGGAAACACGGAUGAAGCUACUGUUCUUCCACCACAUUCCUCUUUUGCUGACACUGCACCUCAUCAAUCCAAUGAGGCUCGGUCCACUCAAUUGGCUCCUACUCCCAACAUUUCGGCUGCAGAUGACAUAGAACCCACUCAGGACUCUCUUCCCUUGCGACGGAGCACUCACACACGUGCAGCACCAAUUUGGCAGAACGAUUAUGACAUUCAAUUAAAUACUGUGAAACUAGCUGACUCCCCCAGUCAACUGCCUACUACGAUCGUCCACUCAGGUACGCCCUAUCCCUUAUCUGAUGCUGUAAAUUAUGAUCGUUUUUCUGUGCAGCAUCGAGCCUUUCUUGCGGCAAUUAGUGCUAAUCGUGAGCCACAGACGUACAAGGAAGCAGUUCUUUCCCCUCACUGGAGGGAGGCUAUGCAACGAGAAAUAGAUGCGCUUGAGCGCACCGGGACAUGGCAAGUUGAAAAAUUACCUCCUGGCAAGCGAGCUAUAUACUGCAAAUGGGUCUACAAGAUUAAAUACAAGAGUGAUGGAUCCAUUGACAGAUACAAAGCUCGUCUCGUGGUGUGUUGAAACCGACAGGUCCAAGGCAUCGAUUAUCACGAGACUUUUGCCCCGGUUGCUAAAAUGGUGACGGUACGCACUGUUUUAUCUGUUGCAGCAGCACGUGACUGGGAAUUGCACCAGAUGGAUGUUGAGAAUGCAUUUUUGCAUGGCGACCUAGGCGAAGAGGUAUAUAUGCAUUUUCCACCUGGCUAUUCGGCAUCUGAUUCCGGGAAGGUAUGUCGUUUACUAAAAUAACUUUACAGGCUACGCCAAGCACCCCGGUGCUGGUUUUCUAAACUUCGGCAAGCUCUUCGUUCUUAUGGAUUUAUCCAGUCUGGUGCUGAUAAUACUCUUUUCACCUUUCGUACAUCUGGAAAAAUCAUGUGCAUUUUGAUUUACGUGGAUGACUUGUUAAUCACCGGAAAUGACCAUCAACUCAUUCUUGAUUUCAAACUUUAUUUGGGACAACAUUUUCCUAUUAAGGAUUUGGGUUCUAUGAAAUAUUUUCUUGGCAUUGAAAUAGCACGUAAUCCUACUGGUAUAUUUUUGGGUCAGAGGAAAUACGUAAUGGAUAUUUUAUCUGAAACGGGACUUCUGGGAGCCAAACCGGUGUCUUUUCCUAUGAUCCAAAAUCACGGCCUUCAACUUGAUGAUGGUCCACUCUGCGAGAAUCCUGAACAAUAUCGCCGGUUAGUUGGGAAGCUUAUUUAUCUCACCCUCACCCGACCAGAUAUUAGCUAUUCUGUGCAUAUUCUUUCCCAAUUCAUGGAGUGCCCGCGUAUAGCACACUAGGAGGCUGUCGUUCGAGUGUUGCAGUAUCUUAAGGAACACCCAGGUCAAGGGAUAUUUUUACGUCGUGACUCCGACCUUUCUUUAACGGGAUUUUGUGACUCAGACUGGGCAAGUUGCCCAACUACCCGGCGGUCAAUCUCUGGAUAUUUUGUCAUGUUGGGUUCCUCACCUAUCUCUUGGCGAACCAAGAAACAAAACACUGUUUCAAGGUCCUCAGCUGAAGCGGAGUAUCGGUCCAUGGCUCUUCUGACUUGUGAGCUACUUUGGCUCAAGAGUUUGCUCUCGUCACUUGCGGUUUGUCAUUCUCAACCCAUGCGGUUGUUUUGUGACAACCAGGCGGCCCUUCAUAUUGCCUCUAACCCAGUCUAUCACGAGCGUACCAAACAUAUUGAAAUAGACUGUCACUUCUUGCGGGACCAUAUUAGUUCUGGGGCUAUUCUCCCUUCUCAUCGGUCCACUACCGAACAAUUGGCGGAUGUCCUCACUAAGGCUAUAGGUCAACGACAGUUCACCUACUUAUUGUCCAAGAUGGGUAUUCGGGAUCCUCAUAGCCCAUCUUGAGGGGGGGUGUUAGACGCAUAUGCAUGCUACGUAUCUUGCCGCGGAAGUCUUGCCUUAUUAUUAGCGGAUAUCAAGUUGUGAAUAUAUUGUACAUUUAUUUUAGUUUAUUUCUUUCCUUCUUAGUAGGAGAUUUUAAUGGACUAGAAUUGUAUAUAUGUAUUCCUUCGGCAUAUUGAAUGAACAAGAAAAAGAUUUCCUUCUCUUUAGCGUGUAGUUUUUACAUAAAUGAAAGUCAAUGACAGUCGUCGCAUGUUUGUUUAUUGUAAAAA